AUGAGGCAUGUAAAUGAAUCCGUGUCCUCGGACUUCAUUCUGGUAGGACUCUUUAGUCAGUCAGGGCCACGUCAGCUCCUCUUCUCCCUGGUGGCUGCUAUGUUUAUCAUGGGCCUUUUGGGCAACACUACUCUACUUUUCUUGAUCCGCAUGGACUCCCGGCUUCAUACACCCAUGUACCUUCUGCUCAGCCAGCUCUCCCUGUUGGAUGUUGGCUUCCCCUUGGUCACCAUUCCCAAGAUGGCAUCAGACUUUCUACAGGGAGAAGGUUCCAUCUCCUUUGGGGGUUGUGCAGCUCAAAUAUUCUUCUUGACAUUGAUGGGUGUGGCUGAGGGUGUCCUGCUGGCUCUCAUGUCCUAUGACCGUUAUGUUGCUGUGUGCCAUCCCUUGCAGUAUCCUGUGCUCAUGAGGCAUCAGGUGUGCCUGCUAAUGGUGGGUACCUCGUGGAUAGCAGGUGUGCUCAAUGCCUGCAUCCAGACAUCCAUCACCUUGCAUUUCCCCUACUGUGCCUCCCACAUCGUGGACCACUUCUUCUGUGAGGUGCCAGCCCUGCUGAAGCUCUCUUGUGUAGACACCUCUGCCUAUGAGUUGGCACUGUCCACUUCUGGGGUGCUGAUCCUCAUACUUCCGCUUUCCCUCAUCGCCACCUCAUAUGGUCACGUAUUAGGGGCUGUUCUACGCAUGCACUCAGAGGAGGCCCGAAACAAGGCAUUCACCACGUGCUCUUCUCACAUCACCGUAGUGGGACUCUUUUAUGGCGCUGCAGUGUUUAUAUACAUGGUACCUAGUUCCUACCACAGCCCAUACCAGGACAAUGUGGUUUCUCUCUUCUACAGCCUUAUCACCCCCACACUCAACCCUCUCAUCUACAGU
This is a messenger RNA of Oryctolagus cuniculus (rabbit), 873 nucleotides long. Lineage: Eukaryota; Metazoa; Chordata; Mammalia; Lagomorpha; Leporidae. The record is from RefSeq and is a predicted model, not a curated record.